Messenger RNA from Racocetra persica, 524 nucleotides. The record is from the annotation of a GenBank genome assembly. NCBI's taxonomy places the organism in Eukaryota, Fungi, Glomeromycota, Glomeromycetes, Diversisporales, Gigasporaceae.
AUGAAUUACUUGAAAAACAAAGGAAAGAAAAGCUAUUACUUCUUAAAGAAAUACCACCUGAAAUCAUUAAAAGUGUAGCUUCAAUGGUGAAUUCAUUGCAUGCAAAUAAGAUGCUUGUUAUUUCUCAUAAAAAAGAAAAAAUACAGGAUAUUACAACAAAUAUCUUGAACUUAAAGCAGAGUGUGGAAAAAUAUGAUGCUUAUCAAGACAUUUAUAAUACCUUGGAUGAAUUAGUUUUAAAGUUUGAUGAUAAUGAUUAUGAUUCAUUAAAUAUAGAAGGUGUGUUUUCAAAGAAAUUGGAAUUGGAAGAAGAUUUGGUGAAAGAUUCCAUAGCUUCCUUAUGUCAUUGGGUAGAAACUUUAGAGUCACAAAAGAAAUGUUCUCAAUGUAUUGUCAAAAAUAAUAUUUGGAAAUUGAGUAUGGAUUGGAAUAAAAAACAGUCCGAGAGAAACUUUCAAAAACUUCAGCAAUUGGAGAUCGACCUGACAUCAUGUUUACAUUUAAAAUUAGUGAAAAAGCCCUAG